Molecule: messenger RNA, 2795 nt
Organism: Neoarius graeffei (lesser salmon catfish)
Lineage: Eukaryota; Metazoa; Chordata; Actinopteri; Siluriformes; Ariidae
Product: STKc_SGK domain-containing protein
Exons: 13
Coding region: 185-1477 (430 amino acids)
Biological process (GO): protein phosphorylation
Molecular function (GO): phosphatidylinositol binding; protein serine/threonine kinase activity; ATP binding
Source: RefSeq, a predicted model, not a curated record
AGCAGGAGACACUAGUGGGACACCCAGGAUCGGGGAUCAGGGUGUGCGCGCGCGUGUCUGUGGGUGUCUGUCUGUGGGGGUGUGUGCGCGCGCGUUCGUCUGCUGCUCAUCCGGUUUUUUCAUUCCACUCUCCGCUCGGAUUUAUUCCACCUCCCGGUUACUGCCGCGCCGCUCGGUCGCUAAAAUGGCCGUGACAGAAACUCGCUGUGAUCUGACUUACUGCAAGAUGAGGGGGAUCGUGACCGUACUCACCGCCUUCAUCAAAGAAAGGAAGAUGGGCUUGAAUGACUUUAUUCAGAAGCUGGUCUCCAACCCUCACAUCUGCCAACACUCUCAAGUCGACCAUUUCCUGAAGAUUGACGAGAACCAGAACGAGGAAACAGGAAGAGAUGGUGACCUCGGCUCACCCCAGAUGUUCCUGACCUCCCCAAGGAGCUCGCUAGCUGAGGAGAUUCAGACUAAACCCUGCGACUUUGACUACCUGAAGAUCAUCGGCAAGGGGAGUUUUGGAAAAGUUCUGCUGGCCAGACACAAAGAAACAGAGCAGUACUAUGCUGUGAAGGUGCUCCAGAAGAAGAUCAUCCUAAAGAAGAAAGAGCAAACACAUAUCAUGGCCGAGCGCAGCGUUCUGCUGAAGAACAUCAAACAUCCGUUCCUAGUGGGGCUUCAUUACUCCUUCCAGACCACUGACAAGCUCUACUUCGUCCUGGAUUAUGUGAACGGAGGCGAGUUGUUCUACCACCUCCAGCGAGAGAGGAUUUUCCUGGAACCCAGAGCUCGGUUCUAUGCUGCUGAGAUCGCCAGUGCUCUUGGAUACCUCCAUUCCUUGCACGUCGUUUACAGAGACCUCAAGCCAGAGAACAUCCUCCUGGACUCUCAGGGCCACAUUGUACUCACCGACUUUGGCUUGUGUAAGGAGGGACUGGAACCCGAUGACACCACCACUACAUUCUGUGGAACUCCAGAGUAUUUGGCUCCAGAGGUCCUCCAGAAGCAAGCGUAUGACCGCACGGUGGACUGGUGGUGCCUCGGGUCUGUCCUUUAUGAGAUGCUCUAUGGAUUGCCUCCUUUCUAUAGUCGCAACACAGCUGAGAUGUACAACAACAUCCUGCACAAGUCUCUGGUCCUGAAGCCGAACGUGUCCAACGCUGGGCGCGAGCUGCUCGAGGGGCUUCUGCAGAAGGACCGCACCAAGAGGCUGGGAGUAAAGGAUGACUUUUUGGAACUCAAGAACCACAGCUUCUUCUCGCCCAUCAACUGGGACGACCUGAUGGCCAGGAAGCUCAUGCCUCCUUUUAUCCCCUCAGUGACGGGUCCCACUGACCUCCGGCACUUUGACCCCGAGUUCACCCACCUGCCUGUCUCCACGUCCGUGUGCAACUCCGACAACCUGCACGUGACGAGCAGCGUCCGAGAGGCAGCUGGCGCUUUCCCAGGCUUCUCCUACGGCCCUCCAGCCGACUUCGCCUUCCAGUAGUCUCUCUCUCUCCUCCAGUCUCCUAGAAUCUCCACAUUCCAGACCAAAACCCUGCAACAAAAGAUCCAUGCUCGGCACACACACACACACACACACACACACAAGGGGCCAUGAUGCAGUUUACUAUGAAGGACCGACUCACUACACGUCUCUGAUCGUCCACGUGAGGUUUCUGGACCUCAGAGUCACGUCUUCGUAAAAGUGGACUCGACGCACAAAGCAAGAGCAGACGCAGAAAGUGUGCCAAGUGUCUGGACGAGGAUAUUCCAUAUCGGGGAGGUUCAGAAGUGCCUGGAUGUUUUAAAGAGCUCAUGAUCGAUAAUCUAAUGGCCGAGCUUUGGAUAAAACUCACGGCAGUGAACUUGAUGCCUUUCAGAUUUGCAUACGAUCAAACUUUGCAGACAGGAAGUUGAAAUAUACAUAUAUAUACAUGGUACUUUAAUUAAUGCAUUAUUGCACAUGAGGAGGGAAAAAAACAGACUGAAUCUGUUCACAUCUGAUAGCGAGAGAUUUUUUUUUUGAAUCAGACAUAUUUAUACGUACCGUAUAACACAAACGCCUACUGUACAAAGGAACAUUUCCAAAUUCUGAUAACUCCACGGUUUACUCGGUGGUGUUUUCUCUCAGAGUAGCUGAUUUCAUCCAUCUCUGAAAUCUCUUAGCUGCUAUUCAGUAGAUAUCUUGAAUCUCAUGUCUUACAAAGACUUCCUUCAUGUUUUGAGCACUUUUAUACUGUGUGUGCUUAUGCAGUUUGCUUGUUCAUAUAAAUAGCCAUAAACCAGAAAAUUGGCUUUAUUUUAAUAUCAGGAAUAAGAUAAAAUUGAAAAAAAAAGGUAUCCUCACUCUGUUCUAGGUCAAGCGUUGAAAGAACCUCCAAUCUUUCGAUGCACAAACAAACAUUACCUGUUUUCAAUAUUUUACACACUGAUCUGUGUGGGUUUUUUGGAGUUUUUUUUUUGCCGCACAUUGCUCUUCCUUAUAAAACGUUCCUACUGUGCAGUGAAAUGACUUUCCACUGAACAACAAGUGAUUAGAUGAUAAAAAUGGCCGUGAAGUUUGUCAGGCCGGUCAGUUUUAUAAAUGGGAAAAGGUGCAUUUGUUUGUACUGUUCGACCAAUCUUAAUCUUAACCUUCUGUAGAAACAUAACACAAGUUUAUUUUCUUCCAUAUUUGGAAGUUUAACAUUUAUUUGAUACAUUUUCAUGUAUAUUUAUUUUACAUGGCAUUCUGUACCAUAAUUGCUGAUUUUGAAUUUUUAGAAUUGUUAAAUAUUUAACUGUGAUGUUUAUUAAAUGUGAAAUAAAUCCAUAAAAGAAAA